AUGAAAUCUGCCUUGAGGCUGGUAGAGGAAUGGUGUUCGGAAACGAAUCUAUCGGUCAAUCCUACCAAGACGGAGUUAUUGGUAGUGACGCGAAAGGUAAAAUAUUUGGGAGUAACUUUCUCUAGUAAUCUUUCUUGGAAAGCACAGGUUGAGAGGACAGUUAACAGGGCGAGAAAGAAUCUAGCCACAAUUAGUAGAAUGGUUGGAAGUACGUGGGGACUUACGCCGGCUGCGGCUCAUUGGAUUUAUAGCUGUAUAAUUUUACCAAGAUUGUUUUUCGGUGCGGUGAUAUGGUGGGAAGGCGUACAGAAUCUCAGGAUUGGGAGUAGAUUGGAGAGUUUACAACAUAUAGGAUUGAAGAGGAUACUUGGCGCGUUUCGGAGUUCUCCGACGAGGGCGAUGGAGGCGAUGUUGGCAAUGCCGCCGCUUCUGUUUCGAAUAGAAGAGGUAGCGAUUCGUACGGCGAAACUUCUGCGAGAUUGGGGAAAGUGGCGGCCGACGGACAAAGGUCAUUCGUCUAUAUUGAAGAGCUGUAUACCUGAAACAGAGAAAAACUUGUUAAUGACUCUGGAAUCUGCGACGGACAAGAUUAGUAUGACGUUUCGAUUUGGGAGAAAAUUUCGAACGGCGAUCCCUGAAAGAGAUGAGUGGAAGAAUGGUAAGUUGGAAAGGUUUACAGGAUGGAAUGCAUGGUUUACGGAUGGUAGUAAGGAUGAGGAGAGUGCUACGGGAUGUGCAUGGGUCUCGGAGUUGUCGGGCGAGAGUGGAUCUGAAUAUUUAGGGAAAUUUGCCACGGUGUAUCAGGCGGAGGUAGUGACUGUAUUGAGGUGUGCGGAGGAAUUGAUGAGCAGGGGGGUCAGAGGUAAUAAUAUAGUCAUCUUUACUGACAGUGAAUCGACGGUGAAGACGAUGGAGAGAUCAAGCUUUAAGUCGGCGAUUGCUUUGGAAUGUUGUGACAUCUUGAAUGAAUUAGCAUUGGUUAAUAGGAGAGUGAUCUUGUGCUGGUGCCCGGGACAUAGAGGAGUCUCUGGUAAUGAAGAAGCUGACAGAUUGGCGAAACUUGUAGUGAAGGAAGGAAGACAAGGGGUGGAGCCUUGGUUACCGGUGUCAUAUGCGGGGUUCAAAUCAGAAUUGAAGAGAUUUUCGCUUUCCCGUUUGACAAGUAGAUGGUCUGAGACGACGAAUUGUAGACAAGGGAAGGAAAUGAUAGGUGAGAUAAAUGUGAGUAAGGCUAGAAUGAUAUUGAAGAUGAAAAGGGCCGAUGUUCGAAUUUUGACGUAUGUUUUAACGGGACAUGCUCCGCUGAAUUAUCAUUUGUUUAGGAUGGGAGUUCGGGAGAAUGGGCAAUGUAUUUGUGGCUCGGGCGAGUUGCAGUCGGUUAAGCAUCUGUUAGUUAAUUGUGACAGAUUCAUUAGGAAGAGACGUGAAGUGUUUGGUAAUCUGGAUUUGUUUGACUACGAUCUUGAUAUGUUGUCCUAUGAGAAAUUGAUAAGGUUUUUUAGGGAGAUUGAUCAAUGGGACAGAGUGGUAGGAGCCUUGUUUUAA
Messenger RNA from Ceratina calcarata, 1545 nucleotides. RefSeq lists its product as uncharacterized. The coding region runs from base 1 to 1545 and encodes 514 amino acids. The record is from RefSeq and is a predicted model, not a curated record. The transcript has 2 exons. Gene Ontology annotation, molecular function: nucleic acid binding; RNA-DNA hybrid ribonuclease activity. NCBI's taxonomy places the organism in Eukaryota, Metazoa, Arthropoda, Insecta, Hymenoptera, Apidae.